AUGGGUCUCUUCCUCUUGGCUGAAGGUGUUCACGCCAAAAUGGACACACCCCGUUCGCGAUUCUUCUGGGAAGGUUCGGGGCCAAAGCGUAAAUACCACAUGGUGAAAUGGGCCGCGGUCUGCCGCCCCAAAGACUUGGGGGGCCUCGGGAUGACAAACACGAGAAUCCUCAACAUUGCACUAAUGUGCAAAUGGAUUUGGAAGAUAUCCCAAGGGGCGACCAGCCUGUGGGUCGACCUGCCGCGGGCCAAGUACUUCCCGAACGGGAACUUUUUCGAAGGUGCAGCUAGGGGCUCACCUUUCUGGAACGACCUCCAAGCUAUUCGUCCGGCAUUUGCCAUGGGGGCCAAGUUCAUCAUAGGCGACGGUAGAUCGGCCAGGUUCUGGCUUGAUUAUUGGGCCGGCUCCCAACCUCUCUGGUCGGAAUUCCAGGACCUUUACGCUUUGGCCGUCAACCCGAACCAAUCCGUGGCCUCGGCCCUUGCACGCCCCCCCCCGGCGAUCCACUUCCGCCGGGAGCUCAACGGGCAAGAAGAUGCGAACCUAGCGACGCUGCUCGCGCUUAUCAGCCCGGUGGAGCUGUCCACGUCUGCGGACUCGGUGACUUGGGCUCUCACCGCGUCCGGCAAGUUCUCGGUCAAAUCCCUUUACCGUAAACUUUGCCAAGAAGUGGAGUCCGUUGGCGAGGCGCAGGGAUGCUGA
Messenger RNA from Aegilops tauschii subsp. strangulata, 702 nucleotides. RefSeq lists its product as uncharacterized. The record is from RefSeq and is a predicted model, not a curated record. Lineage: Eukaryota; Viridiplantae; Streptophyta; Magnoliopsida; Poales; Poaceae.